Sander lucioperca (pikeperch) is the source of this 1566-nucleotide messenger RNA. Its product is annotated as endonuclease domain-containing 1 protein-like. The record is from RefSeq and is a predicted model, not a curated record. Lineage: Eukaryota; Metazoa; Chordata; Actinopteri; Perciformes; Percidae. Gene Ontology annotation, molecular function: hydrolase activity; nucleic acid binding; metal ion binding. Bases 196 to 1077 code for a protein of 293 amino acids. The transcript is spliced from 2 exons.
ACUGUAGCUGUUGCUCUAGCUGUGGGUGGAUCUGCUGAGGUGUAAGGAGUCCAUUGUUUUGCAUAUUGAGUCCUGAUUACAGAGAGCAGAGUGUGAAACCUUUGUUAGCUGUUUUACUGAGCUCCAUGGGCAGCUAUAGAGACACAUUCAAUCAUUUUCAGCAGCUCACAGAAACAUAUCUGACGGAAAGCUGCCAUGGCGUUUUGGGUGAAGACUUUCCUGCUUGUCAGUAUAAUAACAUCAGCGGUGAGAGGCAGAGUGGAAAAAGAGCUGUCUCCCGAGUGCAGACAAUUCCUCUACAUGGGAACACCACCGACUGGGCUGAAGCACCACUCCCUCCAGUUCAUUUGUCAACGUUACAACAAGAAGCCACGCUACAUGACGCUGUACAACACUGCGGACCACAUCCCUGUGUACUCAGCGUACACUUUCAAACGCACAGAUGGGGACAAAUGCGCAGAUGUCCCAUGGAUGUACGAACCGCAGCUAUCCACAUCCUCUGGCACAGAUGAGAUGCAGCCCUUCCCACGUGGCUACAUGCACAUGAAUUUCGAAGAUGCCCAAGCUGUUCUGGAUGAUUAUACAAACGCCAUCCUUUACGAGCGUGGCACCCUCAACCCAGACUGGCACCAGGACGAUCCUGAUGACAAGGCCUCCACAUACACCCUCACCAAUGUCGUCCCCAUGGUGCCCGACUUCAACGGCAGAGUCUGGAACGAACAGGAGCACAUCAUCCGCAAACGGCUCAACAACUACUGCCGUGGAACAGCUUACAUCAUCACAGGUAUCACCACCUCGGGGAAGAUGAUCCGCCGGGAGAACAUGAACCGCGUAGCAGUGCCCGCAUACUUGUGGUCCGCUUAUUGCUGCAUCGACUAUGACCACAACGCACCGUAUGAUGUGCGCUAUAAGUUCCCAUCUUUUGCUCACUACGGCCUGAAUGAGGAAGACAAUGAGGUGGUGGAAAUCUCCGUCCAGAAGCUGAAGGAGUUCCUCAGGAAGACAACCUUCGUAGGCCAGAACUUUCAGAUCUUUGUGGGUGACUGUGUCCCACCAGGGUCCAGUAAAACUUUAUAGUCACAUAUUCAGCUAUAAGGCAGCUAUGUGCCAUUUUGCCUUCCCUAUCUUGGUUAUGUUCUGUUCUUUCUUCUUCUUCAAUAAGCCUUUUUGUUUUGACUUGUCAUAGUAAGAAAAGCACAGGUGUAACAUUAACGAUGGCUCUGUUCAUGUGUCCCAGUAAGCCAUGACUGUGUGACAGCAUGCAUAACACCAGGACCCUGACAUUGAAGCAGCUAAAUUGAAUGUAGCCAUGAUUCAUUCUGUUAUUUACACCUCUGCGUUUUCCUGCUGUAAAACGUCGGCAUGUCUUCAGGGAAAACGGUCUAUAGCCAUCCAAUAAGCUAUAGACCGUUGUCUAAUCCAGCUCAACACACUGAAAUGUUUAGCAGUGCUUUUGCUGUAUUUUACACUUCAACACUUGAUUCAAAAAUAACUGGGUAUUUGUCUCACUGAAAAUGUAAUAAAAAAUCUACCUGCUUUGCAGUAAUAAACCUUUGCAAACUGUAA